Pan troglodytes (chimpanzee) is the source of this 6797-nucleotide messenger RNA. RefSeq names its product dedicator of cytokinesis 5 (gene DOCK5). Gene Ontology annotation, biological process: cell migration; small GTPase-mediated signal transduction; myoblast fusion. Gene Ontology annotation, cellular component: cytoplasm; plasma membrane. The record is from RefSeq and is a predicted model, not a curated record. The transcript is spliced from 52 exons. Gene Ontology annotation, molecular function: small GTPase binding; guanyl-nucleotide exchange factor activity; GTPase activator activity. The coding region runs from base 221 to 5833 and encodes 1870 amino acids. Lineage: Eukaryota; Metazoa; Chordata; Mammalia; Primates; Hominidae.
ACUGCUGCGCUGCCGCCCGGCCCAGCAGGUGACCGCGGGCGGCGCGGGCACGGGCACGGGCGCGGGCGGCGCGGCGAGGAGGCGGCCCGCGGAGUCCAGCGAAGUUUGGCGGAACAUGGCGGAAGCGUCUGGGGCACGCAGGAGCGCGGCGCGGCGGCGGCCGGAGCCCGAGGAGCUGUAGCAGCCUUAGUCGCCGCCGCCGCGGGGCGAGGUCGCCGCCAUGGCCCGCUGGAUCCCGACCAAGAGGCAGAAGUACGGGGUUGCGAUCUAUAACUACAAUGCUUCUCAAGAUGUGGAGCUCUCCUUGCAGAUCGGUGACACAGUUCACAUCCUGGAGAUGUACGAGGGUUGGUACAGAGGAUAUACCCUCCAAAAUAAAUCUAAAAAGGGCAUUUUCCCUGAAACAUAUAUCCAUUUGAAAGAGGCAACUGUGGAAGACCUGGGGCAGCAUGAAACCGUGAUUCCUGGCGAGCUCCCCCUGGUGCAGGAGCUCACAUCCACUCUGCGAGAAUGGGCUGUCAUCUGGCGAAAGCUCUACGUGAACAACAAGCUCACCCUCUUCCGCCAGCUGCAGCAGAUGACGUACAGCCUGAUCGAGUGGCGGUCCCAGAUCCUGUCUGGGACGCUCCCCAAGGAUGAACUGGCAGAGCUCAAAAAGAAAGUCACAGCCAAAAUUGAUCAUGGGAACAGAAUGCUGGGGUUAGAUCUGGUGGUGCGAGAUGACAAUGGGAACAUCCUAGACCCUGACGAAACCAGCACCAUUGCCCUCUUCAAGGCCCAUGAGGUGGCCUCCAAAAGGAUUGAGGAAAAGAUCCAAGAAGAGAAGUCAAUCCUGCAGAACCUCGACUUGCGGGGCCAGUCCAUCUUCAGUACCAUCCACACCUAUGGCCUCUAUGUGAACUUCAAGAACUUUGUCUGCAACAUCGGGGAAGAUGCAGAGUUGUUUAUGGCCCUCUAUGACCCAGACCAGUCCACUUUUAUCAGUGAGAACUAUCUAAUUCGUUGGGGCAGUAACGGGAUGCCCAAGGAAAUAGAGAAGCUCAAUAACCUCCAAGCAGUGUUUACAGACCUUAGCAGCAUGGACCUCAUCCGGCCCCGCGUCAGCCUGGUGUGCCAGAUUGUCCGCGUGGGCCAUAUGGAGCUGAAGGAAGGCAAGAAGCACACCUGUGGACUCCGAAGACCUUUUGGAGUGGCAGUGAUGGAUAUUACUGAUAUCAUACAUGGGAAGGUGGAUGAUGAAGAAAAGCAGCAUUUUAUUCCCUUUCAGCAAAUUGCGAUGGAAACCUACAUCCGCCAGAGGCAGCUCAUCAUGUCGCCUUUGAUAACAUCACACGUGAUUGGGGAGAAUGAGCCACUCACUUCAGUCUUGAAUAAAGUGAUUGCAGCAAAGGAAGUGAAUCACAAAGGGCAAGGCCUUUGGGUAUCCUUGAAGCUCUUGCCCGGUGACCUCACCCAGGUUCAGAAGAAUUUUUCACACUUGGUUGAUAGAUCAACAGCAAUAGCCCGGAAGAUGGGCUUUCCUGAAAUCAUACUGCCAGGAGAUGUUCGGAAUGACAUUUAUGUCACCCUGAUCCAUGGCGAGUUUGACAAAGGGAAGAAGAAGACGCCAAAGAAUGUGGAGGUGACGAUGUCUGUGCAUGAUGAGGAGGGCAAGCUCUUGGAGAAAGCAAUUCACCCUGGUGCUGGAUAUGAAGGCAUUUCAGAAUACAAAUCAGUAGUCUAUUACCAAGUCAAACAGCCCUGUUGGUAUGAGACUGUCAAGGUAUCCAUUGCUAUAGAAGAAGUCACACGCUGUCAUAUAAGAUUUACCUUCCGACACAGGUCAUCUCAGGAAACCAGAGAUAAAUCGGAGCGAGCAUUUGGGGUGGCCUUCGUGAAGCUGAUGAACCCGGAUGGCACCACUCUGCAGGAUGGGAGGCACGAUCUGGUGGUUUAUAAGGGUGACAACAAAAAAAUGGAAGAUGCUAAAUUCUACCUGACCCUGCCUGGGACCAAGAUGGAGAUGGAAGAAAAAGAGCUUCAAGCAUCCAAAAACCUGGUCACCUUCACCCCAAGCAAGGAUAGCACUAAAGACAGCUUUCAGAUUGCCACCCUCAUCUGCUCCACAAAGCUCACCCAGAAUGUUGACCUGUUAGGCUUGUUAAAUUGGCGUUCCAACUCCCAGAACAUUAAACACAACCUAAAGAAGUUAAUGGAAGUGGAUGGAGGAGAGAUUGUUAAGUUUCUGCAAGAUACACUAGAUGCACUUUUUAACAUAAUGAUGGAAAUGUCAGACAGUGAAACCUAUGACUUCCUUGUGUUUGAUGCACUGGUAUUUAUUAUUUCACUGAUAGGAGACAUCAAGUUCCAGCAUUUUAAUCCUGUACUUGAAACCUACAUUUACAAGCACUUCAGCGCCACUUUGGCAUAUGUGAAACUCUCCAAGGUACUGAACUUCUAUGUGGCUAAUGCAGAUGACUCCAGCAAGACUGAACUGCUUUUUGCUGCGUUGAAAGCCUUGAAGUACUUGUUUAGAUUCAUCAUCCAAUCUCGAGUGCUCUACUUGAGAUUUUAUGGGCAGAGCAAAGAUGGAGAUGAGUUUAAUAAUUCAAUUCGCCAGUUAUUUCUUGCUUUCAAUAUGCUGAUGGACAGGCCUCUGGAGGAAGCCGUCAAGAUCAAGGGGGCAGCUUUGAAGUACCUUCCUAGCAUAAUUAAUGAUGUCAAACUUGUAUUUGAUCCUGUUGAGCUCAGCGUGCUCUUCUGCAAAUUCAUUCAAAGCAUUCCUGACAACCAGCUGGUUCGGCAGAAACUUAACUGCAUGACCAAGAUAGUAGAGAGCACUCUUUUUCGACAGUCAGAGUGCAGAGAAGUGCUGCUGCCACUGCUGACGGACCAGCUCAGCGGCCAGUUAGAUGACAACUCCAGCAAGCCUGACCACGAGGCAAGCUCGCAGCUUCUGAGCAACAUCCUGGAGGUGCUGGACAGGAAGGAUGUGGGUGCCACUGCGGUGCACAUUCAGCUUAUAAUGGAACGGCUGCUGAGAAGGAUCAACCGGACAGUGAUUGGGAUGAACCGGCAGUCUCCCCACAUCGGGAGUUUUGUGGCUUGCAUGAUUGCCCUGCUGCAGCAAAUGGACGACAGCCACUAUAGCCACUACAUCAGCACUUUCAAAACCAGACAAGACAUCAUCGACUUCCUCAUGGAAACUUUUAUCAUGUUCAAGGACCUGAUUGGAAAGAAUGUCUAUGCCAAAGAUUGGAUGGUGAUGAAUAUGACUCAAAACAGGGUUUUUCUCUGUGCUAUAAAUCAGUUUGCUGAAGUUCUCACAAGAUUCUUCAUGGAUCAGGCAAGCUUUGAACUUCAGCUCUGGAACAAUUACUUCCAUUUGGCAGUUGCAUUUCUCACCCAUGAGUCCCUUCAGCUUGAAACCUUCUCACAAGCCAAGCGCAACAAAAUUGUUAAAAAAUAUGGGGACAUGAGAAAGGAAAUCGGCUUUAGAAUCCGGGACAUGUGGUAUAACCUGGGUCCCCACAAAAUCAAAUUCAUCCCAUCCAUGGUGGGUCCCAUUCUGGAGGUCACUCUGACCCCUGAAGUAGAGCUCCGGAAAGCCACAAUCCCCAUUUUCUUUGAUAUGAUGCAGUGUGAGUUCAAUUUCAGUGGAAAUGGCAAUUUCCAUAUGUUUGAGAAUGAGCUGAUCACAAAGCUGGACCAGGAGGUAGAAGGGGGCAGAGGAGACGAACAAUACAAGGUUCUUCUGGAAAAACUGCUCCUAGAACAUUGCCGGAAACACAAAUACCUCUCCAGCUCUGGGGAGGUCUUCGCCCUCCUGGUCAGCAGCCUCUUAGAGAACCUGCUGGACUAUAGAACCAUCAUCAUGCAAGAUGAGAGCAAGGAGAACCGUAUGAGCUGCACUGUGAACGUGCUGAACUUUUAUAAAGAAAAGAAGAGAGAGGACAUAUACAUAAGAUAUCUGUACAAGCUUCGAGAUUUGCACCGAGACUGUGAGAACUACACAGAAGCUGCCUACACGCUUCUCUUGCACGCUGAGCUUCUGCAGUGGUCUGACAAGCCCUGUGUGCCUCAUUUGCUUCAGAGGGACAGUUACUAUGUUUAUACCCAGCAAGAGCUUAAAGAGAAGCUGUAUCAAGAAAUCAUAUCAUAUUUCGACAAAGGCAAAAUGUGGGAGAAGGCCAUCAAGCUGAGCAAAGAGUUGGCUGAGACUUACGAAAGCAAAGUAUUUGACUACGAGGGCCUUGGCAACCUCCUGAAAAAAAGGGCCUCAUUUUAUGAGAACAUCAUUAAGGCCAUGAGGCCUCAGCCUGAAUACUUUGCUGUUGGAUACUAUGGACAGGGCUUUCCUUCUUUCCUACGGAAUAAAAUCUUCAUCUAUCGGGGAAAGGAGUAUGAGAGGCGAGAGGACUUCAGCCUGAGGUUGUUAACCCAGUUCCCCAAUGCGGAGAAGAUGACCAGUACCACGCCUCCUGGGGAAGACAUCAAGUCCUCCCCCAAGCAGUACAUGCAGUGCUUCACUGUAAAGCCAGUGAUGAGCUUGCCGCCCAGCUACAAGGAUAAACCUGUUCCAGAGCAGAUCUUAAACUACUACAGAGCCAAUGAAGUGCAGCAGUUCAGAUACUCCCGGCCGUUCCGGAAAGGAGAAAAGGAUCCAGACAAUGAAUUUGCUACGAUGUGGAUUGAACGGACCACGUAUACGACUGCAUAUACCUUUCCUGGGAUUCUCAAGUGGUUUGAAGUCAAACAGAUUUCAACAGAAGAGAUCAGUCCUCUGGAGAAUGCCAUCGAAACCAUGGAGCUGACCAACGAGAGGAUCAGCAACUGUGUUCAGCAGCAUGCCUGGGACCGGUCCCUCUCUGUGCACCCUCUCUCCAUGCUGCUCAGUGGCAUCGUGGACCCGGCCGUCAUGGGGGGCUUCUCCAACUAUGAAAAGGCUUUUUUUACAGAAAAGUACUUGCAGGAGCAUCCUGAAGACCAGGAGAAGGUUGAGCUGCUAAAGCGACUAAUAGCAUUACAGAUGCCCCUGCUAACAGAAGGGAUCCGCAUCCAUGGGGAGAAACUGACAGAGCAGCUGAAGCCGCUGCAUGAGCGGUUGUCUUCUUGCUUCCGGGAACUCAAGGAGAAAGUAGAAAAGCACUAUGGGGUUAUAACACUGCCACCCAACUUGACGGAGAGGAAGCAAAGCCGCACGGGGUCUAUUGUGCUCCCCUACAUCAUGUCUUCCACUCUGCGGAGGUUGUCCAUCACCUCAGUCACUUCCUCUGUGGUUUCCACCUCUUCAAACUCAUCUGACAAUGCUCCUUCCAGACCGGGAUCUGAUGGCUCAAUCUUGGAGCCACUUUUGGAGCGCAGGGCCUCGUCAGGUGCCAGAGUUGAAGAUCUGUCCCUUAGAGAGGAGAACAGCGAGAACCGGAUCAGCAAGUUUAAGAGAAAAGACUGGAGUCUGAGCAAGUCCCAGGUCAUUGCAGAGAAAGCACCAGAACCUGAUUUGAUGAGCCCAACCAGAAAAGCACAAAGGCCAAAGAGUCUCCAGUUGAUGGAUAAUCGGCUAUCACCAUUUCACGGUUCUUCACCUCCUCAGUCAACACCCUUGAGCCCACCUCCACUCACUCCCAAAGCCACCAGGACCCUAAGCUCCCCAUCGUUGCAGACAGAUGGAAUCGCGGCCACUCCUGUCCCACCUCCACCUCCCCCCAAAAGCAAGCCCUAUGAAGGCAGCCAGAGGAACUCCACUGAGCUCGCUCCCCCACUGCCUGUCCGAAGAGAAGCCAAAGCACCACCCCCUCCACCUCCAAAGGCUCGGAAGUCUGGCAUCCCUACUUCUGAGCCUGGAUCCCAGUAAGGAUCUUGCCCUCCCUGCAACACCGAGUGCCUUAGACAGCUGCUGCCUGAGAACUGGCCUCCAGCCGGUGUCCUCAUUCCAUGUGGUUCCCUGCUGACUGCAUUUCCUGAUCUGGGAUGAUGUUUACCAGCCCAAAACCAGUCAUGUUCUUCCAAAAGCUUCUCUUUGAUAGAAUUUUGAGGCCAUGCCACCUCCCUUCCAGUCCACAUGGAAUUCCAGAAUCAGUCACAGCCUCUGAAUUUUUCCAAGAAGAGAUUGCCUUCACCAUUGUUAAAUGUCAGCCUGUACGGCAGAGACAUGGUGGUCUGCACAAGCCUGGACAAGUUCUUCCAUAUUGAUGGUGGAGCAACCCCUGUAAUCUACUCCUUGGAAGGAUUUUUUGCUUUGCUUAUGAAAAGCUGUGCUUGAGACUUAGGUACUUUUCUCACGUGGACACACUGAUCCCAUCCCAUAUUGCAUCUUGGAAGAGAUGGAUAUCAAGUACACUUUGGUAGCUGAAAUAAUCAUAUCUUUCUGAUGUCUAUUGUAUCUCCUUUGAGGAAAAGAACACACAUUUUUAAUGGAGAUUGGCUGCUUUCAGGUAUGUGUGUCUAUCAUUGAAAGAGCAUGGACUCAAACAUCAGCCCUGAGUUCUUGAGUCCACCCAACUCCCAUCUUCUUGUGGCACAGGAAAGCUGCCCUCUCCCUCUCCCACCACACUCCUGACUAAUGGCCUUCACUGCAUCGCAGUCACUCCUUCCCUACGGACUUCUUUGAAGCUCUUCCUUUUGCACAUACGGCUUUUUUUUUUUUUUUUUUUUUUUUUUUUUGUCCUAUUACCUCCUCUGAGCGCAAAUCACUGGCUACAAGGGACUUACCAGUCUGGAUUCAGCAGUUUCUUUUCUAAAACCCAUUUGGGUGACUCAGCAGCCGCAUCUGCUACCUGAUUUUAUCCUGGAGAAUACAGUGCAAUAUUUCUCUUUGA